Messenger RNA from Lepus europaeus (European hare), 3021 nucleotides. It is a transcript of the gene TOGARAM2, whose product is annotated as TOG array regulator of axonemal microtubules 2. Gene Ontology annotation, cellular component: cytoplasmic microtubule; cilium. The transcript is spliced from 20 exons. Lineage: Eukaryota; Metazoa; Chordata; Mammalia; Lagomorpha; Leporidae. The record is from RefSeq and is a predicted model, not a curated record. Gene Ontology annotation, molecular function: microtubule binding. Gene Ontology annotation, biological process: microtubule cytoskeleton organization.
AUGGGCACCCGUGACGAUGCCUCCCUGGCCAAGGCUGUGGCUCCUGUGGCCGUGUACUGUGGCAGCGUCCCUCGGACCAGCGCCGGGCCUCACGUGCUGCCACUUGGAGGUGCCAACCCCUGCCUGCCUGCUCUUGGAGAAGCCGCCCUGCAGCCCGUGCCCAGCAUCUUGCCCAGCAGCGAGAAGCCAUCACAGCUCCAGAGUGGACCUGCGGACCCAGGCAGCCUCAAACUGGACACCCCCUCGCAGGGCUGGCAGGCCAGGAACGGUCACCCCCAGAGCCUCGGGGGCCUGUCUUUGGGGCCUCAUCCCCUGGCGCCUCUGCCCUCGCUGGAUUCAGAGGCCAGCAGUGUGGCCCGGGACACCACCCAGAUCAAGGACAAGCUCAAGAAGAGGCGCCUGUCGGAGGGCCUGGCAGCGUCUUCCCGAGCCUCUCUGGACCCUGGGGGAGUUCCCCUGAGGAGCACCAUCCCGCGUGCCACCGGUCAGAGGCUGCUGAGGGUGCCCAGGCCGAUGCCUCCCAUCCAGAGCAUCCCCACCACGCCUGAGGCCAAGGAGAGGGACCUGGACCCGCCUCGGAGCUAUCAGGGUGCCCCGGAGGUAAGGUGAGGUGCCUGGGAGGUGCAGAUGUCCCCGCAGUACCUGCACUGCAAGGACGAGAAAAUGCGGAAGUCGAUGGCAGGCGCUGUGAUCCCGCCCAUCCCGAAGGCUGGGCUGCCUGCCAGGGCCGCCUCCUCCACGCUGGGCUCCCUUCCUGGCCCCUUGUCCCCAGGCCAGGCUGUCCUCACGGGGCUGGGGGCCCCACGCACCCGAUUGGUUCUGGAGGACGGGCCCCGGGAGAAGACUCCCAAGUCUCUGGUACCCAAAGCUUUGCCCGCCCCCAUCAGAGACGGGUCAGCCACCGCCUCUCAGAAGCCGGCCCUGACUUCCUCGCAGUCUGCUCCCGCGCUGACGGGCUUCUUCAGCUAUGCCGAAGAAGCCCACCCCCUGCGGAAACAGGAGGACCCCAAGGAGACCAGCACUAAGAUCCAUGUCACCAUCUCCAAGUCUGCCCAGGAGAAGAUGCGGCUGAAGCAGAUGAAAGAGGCGGAGGCGUUGCGGAGGGCCAAGGAGCCCGAGCCGGAACGGGCGCUGGCGUCCCAGAGCCUGGGUUCCCGGGGCGCCGCACUGAAGGAAGGCCUCCUUCCGCUCCGGGGCAGCAGGACGCAGUCCGUGCCUGCUGGGAUGAGCAGUGCAUACAGAAACAUGGGCAUCGCCCUGAGGAAGCGGGCCAACCGGUCCUCACUGCCCAGCAUCCUGGUCAGCAAGCAGGAGCCCAGCUUCGCCCGCCAUGCUUCAGCCAAUUCCCUGCCCGCGGUGCUCACUCUGGGGUCCCCCGAGGGGGAGGAAGAGGAGGAGGAUGUGGACAGUGGCGCCCUCAGGGAGCCGCGGCCGCUCUCCAAUCCCGAGCUGGGUUUGACGGACGCGCUGCUCUGCCUCGGCAGCAGUGACUGGCAGGUGAAAGAGAAAGGCCUGAUGAGCGUCCGGCGCCUGGCGGCCUGUCACCCCGACGUCCUGGCUGGGAGGCUGCACGACGUGUCCCUGGCGGUGACGGGGGAGGUCACCAACCUCCGCUCCAAGGUGUCCCGCCUGGCCAUCAGCACCCUGGGGGACCUCUUCCGGGCCUUGAAGAGGAAUAUGGACCAGGAGGCCGAGGAGGUGGCCCGCUGCCUGCUGCAGAAGAUGGGGCACACCAGCGAGUUCAUCCAGAGAGCCGCCAACCGCUCCCUGGGGGCCAUGGUGGAGAGCGUGACCCCGGCCCGCGCCCUGGGGGCCCUCACCUCUGCGGGCAUCUACCACCGAAACCCCUUAGUCCGGAAGUGCACCGCUGAGCACCUCUCCGCCGUCCUGGAGCAGAUCGGCGCCGAGAAGCUUCUGUCGGGGACCAGGGACAGCACGGACACGCUGGUACACAACCUGGUGAGGCUGGCCCAGGACUCCAACCAGGACACCAGGUUCUACGGCCGGAAGAUGGUGAACAUCUUGAUGGCAAACACUAAGUUCGAUGCGUUUCUGAAACAGUCGCUCCCAUCCCACGACCUGCGGAAGGUCAUGGCGGCCAUCAAACAGCGGGGAACAGAAGAUAAUGAUGAACUUCCAGCUGCCAAAGGCCACAAGGUGUGCAGGAGCCUGGUGGUGUCUGAGAACGGGCUGCCCGGCGAGGAGGGGCUCAGCUCCAAUGGCCCACGACUGGUGGGGCCGCGUUCUUCUCUGAGGGGCGGCACGGAGCGGGUGGAGCAGCUACGGGAGCUGACACGGCUACUGGAGUCCAAGGAGUACCAGUCUCGCAUGGAAGGCGUGGGGCGGCUCCUUGAGCACUGUAAGACCAAGCCAGAGCUCAUCACUGCCAACGUGGUCCAGGUCUUCGAUGCUUUCACGCCAAGGCUUCAGGAUUCCAACAAGAAGGUGAACCAGUGGGCGCUGGAGUCCCUUGCCAAGAUGAUCCCCUUCCUCAAAGAAAGCUUGCAGCCCAUGCUGCUGUCCAUCAUCAUCGCUGUUGCAGACAACCUCAACUCCAGGAACGCGGGGAUCUCUGCCGCCGCCGCCUCCACGCUGGAUGCCAUGAUGCAGCACCUGGAUCCCCUUUGCCUCCUGCAAGCAUUUGCAGGGCGGGCACGUUUCCUGAGUGGCCGUGCGCUGCUGGACAUCACAGAUCGCCUGUCAGCGCUGGUGGCCUCGGUUUACCCUCGGAAGCCGCAGGCUGUGGAGUGGCACGUGCUUCCAGUUCUCUGGCACUUCUUGAACAGCGUGCCGGGGAGCAGCACCCUGCCCAGGCACGGCAGCAGCGUUGGCGCGGUGGUGUGCCGGCUCACCGGGAGCCUUCGGGAGCAGAUGGGCUCCCGCCUGCAGGACUCGGCCGCCGGGCAGCCAGAGCACGUCGUCAAAAUGCUGCAGCGCCUCCUGGACGUGACCCCCAUGGCGGGCAGCAGCAGGGGCGCCAGCAGAGAGCUGCCACUGGGCGGCAAGGCAACAGGCAGCUGA